AGAGUGAUUGUGAGAGCGUGAGAGUUUAAUGUAAGAGCAUGAAUUCGUGUUUAAUAAUAAGAUGAAAAACGAAAUGUGCGAAAAGUGCGUAAAAAUGAUGGCUAUUUGAGUGUGAAAGAAGGACGUCAAAAUCACAAAAAAACGAAAAAGACUAGCCCAUCAAAGGAAUCGUGCAAAUAUUUAAACAAAUAACCAAGACGUCCAGUAUUUUGUUACACAAAACUGUGCUAAAUUCUCAAGUGCUUUGCUCUCUUCCCAUUUUUUUUUCUUCAGUCAGCAGCCACAAUUAUUAACAAAAUAGCCAAGCAAAACAAAAAACGCGUUGUUGCUUGUUUUCGACGAGAUAUUUGUGCAAAAGUUCAAUGUUUGCCACAGGAGAGGUUCCGGACAAAAGUUUUGUUAAAAAAAUAUAUUAACCACAUUUAACAACAAAUCCGUGUGAGAGCCAGCCAGCUAGCCUUAUUUUUGUUGCUGCUGCAAGCACAUCUUGGUCAAAUGCAAAAACAAAAGACAUUCAUUCUGUGACCAGAAAGCACAGCAACAACAGCAGCAAAACAUACUUCUGCAACAACAUUACCACACUAACAUAAAACGCCAACAAAAACAGCAAAAGUAACAAAAACAACAACAUCAGUAGCAAUUUAUAUAGAUAUAUUUGUAAACUUGAGCAACUCUGGGUUUUGCCUGUCUCUGCCUCCGUUCCGUUCCUUAUUUUUGUGGUAACAUUUUUGGAUCCUACGACGUAACAACAUUUGAUUGUUUUUGGUUUUUCCGCAAGCUAAGGAAAGGAUGGUGAAGGUAUUGAUGUCAAUGGCAUGCAAAAAGCAAGACGACGAGUCAAUUGAAAUAUAAAGCAACAACAACAACAACAACAUAGGUGACAGCAACAGAGGCACGGGACACGGCAAAAGACAAACAAAAGAUCGUCGUAAAAAAUCCUUUAAUGCAGAUUUUUCUAAAUGAGAAAUUGGCAAAUGUUCCUUAAUGCAAAGUAAGGUAGGAGUACAACAGCAAGUCCAUGUCAAUGUUUAAAUUGAUUUGUAACGAAAGUCAUCACUGGCACAAUGCAAAGUCUGGACUCAUCAUGUCAAGAAGCUGAUUUCAUAAUUAAUGACACUUUGAAGAAGCUUAAAGGUUCCAGUUCGGCAAAUGCGAAUUCGGUAUCUUUAAGUGCAUCGGGUGCAGCAACUACGGCUAUACUUAGACAACAUCAGCAGCAGCAGCAGCCACAAAUAAUAUAUCAGCACAUACCGUCAUCUUCAUCUUCGACGCAUCAGCUGAAAUAUCAACAAUAUCAGCAAUUACAAAGCGCCUUACAAGGCACAAAUGUCGUUUCAUCGUCAUCGGCGACACAAUCUGGGCAGCUGCAUCAGCAGCAACUGCAACAUGUGUUGUCCAGCAACCAACAGUUGUCGCCACCGCAACCUCCCACACCGCCGACACUUGUAUCGACGUCGGCGGCUUUUAAUGUUACAUUUCCCACUAAAUCCUCGCUCAUAGACAACAGUUUGUUGCAUUGUAACAUCUCACAAAUUCCCAGUCAACCUCCGCUAUGUAUAUUCGAUGAUGAUGAGCCCACACCAUCGGACCAACCACCCGCCGAACUUUUGGCUCCUUCGGCCUCGGUGUCGACAACGGCAGCUAGUGGUGGCGGUCAAACAUUGAGCUCCUCUCUAAACUAUGAUAAUUUAGUGCUGCUGAGUCAUGGCCCAAUUUCCAAUAUCAACAACAGCCAUAGUAGUUCCACAGUGCAUCAAAUUGCCAUGGCGGCCCCAUCGCCAUCUAUAUCGGCGUCAACGGCAUUUUCGAAUUUCAAUUCGAUUACCUCACCAUCACCUGUAGUUCCAGAUUUACUAUUGUCUACACCGCCGGGUGUAAAUUCUUCUUCGCAAUCCGUCAAUAAUAACAAUAGCAGCAAUCAUAACAAUAAUAACAAUAACAACAAAAAGGCUGAAAAACGUCCUUCUUCCUCGUCCUCAAGUUCAUCGUUGUCAACAAACCAUACAAACCAUCAACAACAACCACACCAUCACCACCAUCAUUCUCACAAUCAUCUUACACACAACUCACAACACUUGUUAGGUUCGUCAUCCUCCUCCUCAUCAUCAUCCGCAGCGUCUGGGGCAACAGCAUCGCCUACCUCAUCGCCAAGUAAAAGGCAAAAAAUUAAAGACUCCUCUUAUACAAAAAGCUCACAUUCGCCGUCGUUACCACGUUCCACAUCGACUUCCAAUAGCUCAGGUUCUUCGCUGCUGGCUGGUGGUGGUACCAGCACCUCGUCCAUAACUUCCUCAGCCAGUGGGUCCAAACGAGAAUCAUCAUCGCAAAACUCCACCACUGGCUCCUCGUCAUCAUCGUCGUCUACACAUAAGUUUUUUAAUAUUCAUGAGCGUAUUAAGGAUCAUUAUUUUCAGUUGUUGGCCAAUGACUUGAGUUUAUUUGCCGAAACCGGGCUCAAGCAACGAACCCGUUCAUUUGUUUUAGAACGUGUUGUCGAAUGUGAAAGACUCAAUACUAUUGUCGUUAAUUUAUAUCCUGGAAACAAGGGCUAUGCAUUAGCAUUGCACUACGAUGAGCGACAAGUAUUGGCCGCCGAUGCCGAGGGUAUUGGUGGUGCAUUAAAUGACUAUUUAACAUCGUCAUCGGCAUCUAUGAAAAAUGUGUCUAGUCGAAAUUCCAACAUCAUUGUUAAUAGCAGCGGCAGUUGUAUGGGGGGAAUUGGUAGUUCGCACUUGGGCAGUAGUAAACUUUACCCGUCUGCGAUUCCUCCUGAUUUAAAAAGAUCGCACGACCACUUGGCCUCUCCUAGUGAUGUCUUCUCUUUGGAUGCGGCUGCAGCCACUGGCAUAGAAUACUCAUUGGUUGAAGUUCUACGUUGGCCCUAUGAGAAUGACCAAUUGUUGCAAUGCAUCGAUCGCGAAAUUCUUCCCGACUUUUUGAUGGAUAUGCUGGCGGCCAAUACAAUCACCCUACAAGCUCCGCAGGAAGAUAGUACAGGUAUACCACGCAUAUAUGCCAAACCGAAUGUUUUCUAUGCCGGUUGUGUGGUGGCACAAAUACGUGAUUUUCGACAAACCUUUGCCACCUCAACAAAUAUCUGUGAUACGAGGCACGUUCUGUUACGACCCACCAAUGCAACAUUAUUCGCUGAUGUCCAGCACGUUGCUACAACGCUAAAUCAAACCACCUCCGUUUGCGUUCCCGAAGAUAAGAUAGCGCUCGAGAGUCAGCUGGUACUAGCCACGGCUGAGCCACUUUGUCUGGAACCAGAUCCCAGCAUAGGACGGCUUGCCAUUAACUCCCAACACGAGAGGCAAUUGUUUAACACCCAUGAAAUGAGGCGUCAAAUGAAAAAAUAUACACAAAUUUCUAUAAACCGCAAGAGAAAAUUGGAUCAAUUUACGCAUCAUUAUGGCUUGGAAUUGUGCGACUAUCUCACACGAUUGAGAUCACGCCCGAGUCUUGGUGCGUCAAACGCAAGUACGGCUGCGACAGGCGGAAGUGGUGGCAAUCCUUUAGUCAGUGCCACCAUGCUAACCUCGUUUGGUUCGAAGGUACCAAAACGGCCAAAGGAUGUUAUGCGUACCAUUCGACCUCCGCGACUUGAUUAUCCGGCUAACCUGAAAGUACCCGAUCAAUGGAUGAACAUCGAUAAAUACGCCAAAACAAAUGAACGGCCAAGGGAGACCACCGACUGCCAGCCACAGCUUAUAGAAGAGUACAUUUUGGAGACAGAGCGGGAUGAUAACGAGGGUCGGCGUGUAGUCUAUCACAUAAAAUUGUCAAUAUUUCAAAGGCCAUCAAAUUCAGAGUACCUGGGCGAGCUGUAUGUGGAUCGUGACUAUAGGGAGGGUAUACGGAAUGGUGAAUCCUGUCGCUUUCCCUUGGGCACACGAGUACAUGCUAAUCGUUAUAUACAACAGUUUACCGAAAUAUUUACGGAGGAGGGACGCAAAGCGGUGAAGAUUACCCACUUGGUGCCCGGUCAUGGGCCGAAAGUGACGCAUACGGGUAUUACGCCGGAACAGAGGCAGGCAUUAUUGUUACAACAGCAACAACAACAGCUGCAGCUCCAACAACAAAGGCAAGCAGCAUUGCUAGCUGCUCAGCAACAACAACAACAACAGCAACAACAGCAACAGCAGCACCAAACAAUGCAGACAGCCUUACCACAGCAACAACAGCAUUUGGUAGUUGUAGGCCCCAAUGGACAGCAACAACACAUCAUACCAGCCACGGUGCAGCACGUUGGUAGCAUAAAUGCCUCACAAAGUCAACAGGUCCAAGUGCAGCAGCAGCAGCCACAACAUGUUGCCAAAAAUAUAAACAUUGUAAAUGUGACAGGCAACAAUGCUGCCGCUGCUGUAACACACGUCCUAAGACAGCAGCAACAGCAUCAGCAUCAGCAACAGCAACAACAACAACAGCACCAGCAGCAACAAGUAGCUACAACACAAUUUAUAGACGCCAAUGGUGCUACAGUACAGCUACAACAUGCCACACUUACUGCCACCAGUUCUGCCAAUAAUCCAACAAACAAUGCUGGCACAAACACCAUUGCCAGUGGCGGUGGUCCCCAUCACAUACAAUUGCAACAAAUAACCACAACGGGAUCAGGGGUUUCCGGUCAAGUUGGUGGAUCCUCUGGCGGCACUGUACCUGUGACAACAACGCAUCAAUUGAGCUUAAGCAAUGGAUCUUUGGUGUUAGUGCAACAACAUCCGGCAACCAAUACACAAACUGUACAUCAUCAACAAACGACAACACACCAGACGUUGCAGCAUGCCGGCAUCACCAUUCAACCGGCCAACACACCUCACCAACAGCAGCAGCAACAACAACAAGCGCAACAAAAGACGCAAGUGAUUACAACGACACAAUUGAAUUCAUUGACGUCUGGCAAUAAUUCGGCCCUUAGAACACAACUCAGUUCUAAUGUGCCCAUUUUGCAAGCACAGUUGAAAGCGGCUCCCAUUGUGACUGCCACAAGUCAACAGCAACAUCAGCAACAGCAACAGAUUUUGCAUAAACAACAAAACACUGCCAAUAGUUCAACCAAUACUCCCAAUGUAGGAACUGCAAAUACGACAACAACCCUACAUGCUAACCCAGCUAUUAAUGCAAUUGUCACCAGCAUCAUGAAUAGCGCCAAUCAAUGGCAGCAACAGCAGCAGCAGCAACAACAACAACAACAACAACAACAACAACAUCAAAGCACCUCUAAUUCUAACACUUCCACUACCACCACAACGCUGAAGAGUUCAAGUAAUGCUUCCAUAUUAAGUCUGCUAAAUAGUGCUCCGGCAGCUAUGACCAGUACCCCGGUUGCGAGUGGAACAUUUACUACCACUAGUGGUCAACCGUCACAGCAGCAACAGACGGUCACAUUGGUGCAGCACACCACCACCAGCCAUCCACAGCAGCAAGCUCAGCAUCAACAGCAAACGACGACUGUGGUGACAACCGAUAACUACGUGCAAGCGGCUGCAACACAACCACCUCAUCCGACAGUGCCAAAUCAAGCGCAGCGUAAACAAAACGAAGUCUUACAAAAUCUCCUGAAUCCCGGACGAAAGAUAAACAUUGUGAGUAGUGGUGGAGGGGGAGUUUCGGGUGGGACAACAGCAACAUUUCGUACAAAUGCUGCGGGCAAUCUAAUAGCGGUGAAUCUCAAUCAGCCGACAAAUCAACAUCAUCACCAUCAUCAGCAGCAGCAGCAGCAGCAACAACAACAGCAGCAGCACCAGCAGAACCAACAAUUGCACGCAGAACAUGUGCAGACUCAGCAGCAGCAACAGCAGACCACUGUGCGGGUGUCAAUGUCUGCGUUGGCUUCCCAAUUAGCCUCACCGCCGGCCAUCAUGACUAAUAGCACGAAUUUUGGUGGAUACACCUUGAGUACAGUAAGUGGAAGUGGGUCAACUGGAGGUGGCGGUAGUAUCAAAAUACUCAACAGUGGCAUACAACAACAGCGGGUCUUGGCGAAUGCCUUGCGUAGGGAUUCACUCAACAACGUUUCACAAGGUCCUCCGAAUGCUAUAGUUGUUGGAAUGGCUGCUCCGUCGCCUGGCUCAGAUUCGAAUGCCUCAAAUGCCAGCGGUUUUGCCGUACCCCAGGCAACAUCUAGUGGUGGCGGAGGCGGCAAUGCCGGUAGCAACGCUACAACUUUAAAUGCCUUGUUAGCUAAUGCCACACCAUCCCCCUCAGGUUCGGAUCACUCGCAAUCUUCACAGAAUCAAAAUCAGAGUCUUCUCGAGAGACUGAACAGUGGAGGUGUGACGACGGGCGCCGCAUUGCCCAAUAUGUCGCCGCAGCAGCAUAUACCUCCUCCAACUCCACAGCAACAGUAUAUAACAAAAACUCUAGUACAAUCCCCCGCCAACUCUUCAAUACAUUCACCAAUGUCUAGUCCGCAUCCACAGCCUUCUCCAUCGCCCCAUCUGCCGCCUCCGCCCGCCCAGCAGCCCCCGCCACAGCAACAACAACAACAGCAGCAAAGCCAACAGCAAACGCAAACAACGACACUCAACUUGCAGGGCAUCAAUUUCUCCACCCUUCAAGGAGCCAUGGCGAAUUUCCCCGGCCUACAAAAUGUUCAAGUUCAAAUUCCCGGCUUCAAUCAGCCCAUUUCGCUGCAAUUAACUGGAGGAAGCAUACAAGCCGUACAGCAACCUGCUCAAUCUACGAAUGCCGUGUCGGUGGUGGCUACCAGUGUAAAUUCUGCCGUAAACCAAACUAGCAACAACAGCAGUGCUGUUGUGGCAACACAAAAUUCCAACACUAGUCAACAACAAUCCCAUCCUCAACAGAGGAGUCUUUUAGUGUCCGUGCCAGUUAGUUCGUCGGCGAAUCAGCAACAGCAGCAAGGCAGUACGCAACACACCAUCACAUUGCAGCCGCAACAAUUACAUCAGCAACAUGCAUCCACAGCGACUGGCACCAUAGUUAAUUUGCAAACGGGAGCUGUGGCCACCGCCACGGGUGGCACUCAAACUGUGGUCCUUACAAAUAACGCUGGUGGUGGUGGCGGUGUUGUCUGCAGUCCCGCAAAUUCAACAGGAGGCAACAAUGCCAGCGGUAAUUCGGGAAAUACAGGCACAACGAUGUUAACAUUACCCAUUGCCCAACUGGUAGGAGCCGGUGUACAAAAAUUGAAUCCUUCUGCGUUGAGAACCACCAGUACGGUUUCCGGAGUCACCUCAUCCAAUGCGGCCACAGGUGGUAGUAUUAUAGUGCAACAGCAGCCACAAAGCCAACAGCAAAGCGGUGGACACCAACCGCAACAGGCCACCAUUACGGUUAGUAGUACGGGCGCUGGCAAUCAGGGAAACCAGGCAAUUCAAUUGGUCGGCACUAUACAACAGGGUGGACGCAAUAUUCAAGUUAUGGGAACGAAGCAGUUAACUGGUAAUCGUCAGAUAAUAACACAGCGGCAAAUUGGUGGUUCUACAUUAAAAAUAGCAGCAGCUAAUCCAAUCAAUGCCACUUCUAAUACAAAUAUUACCUCAUCAGCCAAUCUUACUGCCACGCCCAUUGUGAUGUCCACGCAAAAGUUGCAACUAAAAACCAUAAAGACCUCAGCUGCUCAGCAACAAAGUCAACAGCAACAACAACAUCAACAGCAGCAGCAACAUCAACGUAUUCUCAAUCAAAUAACAGCCACCUCGCAGUCUUCUUCACAAGUGCAGCAACAACAGCAGCAGCAGUCACAACAGCAGCAUCAGACACAAACCGUUAUAAUAGGACAAGCGAACGCUCAGCAAACCGCAAUGCAACAAACCACCACCCAACAACCGCAACAGCAGCAGCACAUUCAAAUAUCGGCUAGGGCGGGUAGCAAUUUAACACAACGUGCCAUUACAGCCAUUGUAGCUAAACAGCAACAGCAGCAGCAACAAGCCGCAGCCAAUCGAAGGCGUUCUGCAACUGAUGUAAAUAAAUAAUUCCAACAAAUUUCUCCACACACUCUUCACCACGUUCAAACACAAAAACAUUUAUGAAUCGCCAAAGCCUUAGAAAUUACAAGCCUCCAGAGGAGAUUCUAUAUUUUCUAAGAUUUCUGCUGUAAGUUUACAAUCUUGAGGCAGUUUCAACAUACGCAUCGCAGUUUUUAAUGUGGCAUCCCAAUGAGAUUUGAAUAUCCUGAAUAACUAA
This is a messenger RNA of Stomoxys calcitrans (stable fly), 8154 nucleotides long. RefSeq lists its product as uncharacterized. The record is from RefSeq and is a predicted model, not a curated record. Gene Ontology annotation, molecular function: transcription coregulator activity. Bases 1065 to 7943 code for a protein of 2292 amino acids. The transcript has 8 exons. Gene Ontology annotation, biological process: regulation of transcription by RNA polymerase II. Lineage: Eukaryota; Metazoa; Arthropoda; Insecta; Diptera; Muscidae. Gene Ontology annotation, cellular component: SAGA complex.